Molecule: messenger RNA, 1577 nt
Organism: Sebastes umbrosus (honeycomb rockfish)
Lineage: Eukaryota; Metazoa; Chordata; Actinopteri; Perciformes; Sebastidae
Exons: 9
Coding region: 42-1055 (337 amino acids)
Source: RefSeq, a predicted model, not a curated record
UUCAGUAAAAGCUCGCAGGAAUGUGAGCUGCAAGUCUCAACAUGAUGGUGUACACGGAAAUGGGCGAGAUGAGUCCUUUGUUGGGCAACCAGAUUUCUGGGCAACCUCAGGAGGACCCAGACCUUCUGUCUCCAAACCUGAGGCCACGACACCAGGAGUUGAUCCCGACACCAUGUGGACCGAUAAAGCGCUGGUCAGAGCUGUCAUGUUUGCUCAAGCUCUACUUCUGCUUCACCAUAACGUCUCUGCUGGCGCUGAUCGGCCUCACCAUAUACAGCAUCUACAAGCAGCACAUGGGCAUGAAUGAGCCUGAUGAGGAGGAAAACUUUACUGUAUCUCUCAUCCAGUUGGUUGGAAUAGUGUUCUGCGUCUACUACAUCAUCCGGGGCGUGUUGCAGGAGAAUAGACAGGAGCUGUUUAUGUUCGGCCUCAGCAUGUUUGGGAUGAUGGUUCGAUCGGUGGUCAACUUCGCCGUUUUGGAGUCAAAGGACAAGCAGGAGCUGCUGGUUCGUUUUGUGUGUAUCAUGUGUUUUGGCGCGAUCCAACUCUUCUGCACCAUGCUGCUCAUCUGGAGGUCCAACGUGAUGGCGUUCCGUGCGGGCUGGGCCUUGAUGAGCGACCAGGAGCAAUACUUCCGCCUCAAUCUGUGUUCCUCCAUGGUAACCUUUGACCUUCAGGCUCAGUUGUGUCUGUGUAUCCUGAUCACAGGGUUGGACUUGACCAUGUCUACUGCCAACAGCAUUAUCCUGGGAAUCGGAUUGGUUUGGGCCUGCCUGACCGCCGUUAUCGGGGUUUUUGCGGUUUUAAAGGGAGCCAAGGUCUUAGUUUGGGUCUUCAUGGGGCAGUACCUUCCUCAACUAGCCUUCUUGAUUUAUCUGGUGUACACGAUGGUAAAAACAUGGCAUCAGGACGGAACGUACACCCUGGAGGCAGCUACCAUCACUGGAGCUUUGAUUUCACUGUUUAUUAAAGUGGCUGUAUUCUGGGGCCUCAUCAGACUGGUGCACAGCUCCACUCAACGCCUGAGGGAGAGGAUGUUUGCACCCAGCGAGUGAUAAAACACAUCCGGUGGUCGUGGACCAAGGACACAGCUGCAUGCUGAGGAGCCUACGUUAAGAAGCUUUAGCACUGUGCUGCUGACUAUGGAGCUCACAUUUAUACUUAACAUCAACUCCACCAAAAUAGUCAGUCAGCUGAUAUCUUUUUUUAAGCUUAAUGUGCCGUUUACUGUAAAUGUGUGCCUAUCUACUGAUGUAAAGCAUCACAACUGAAACUACAUCAAAUGCCUUUGUAGAUUGGAUUUAUAAUGUUUUUUUUAUUAUUUAGUUUUUACUGUAAUAUGCAUUGUAAUAUGUUAAUCCAUACAGUUUGUAGACACCAAAAGUUGGUACUUACCUUUCUGCAGCACCUUAAUACAUUUACUCAAGUGUUUGUUUUUAUUCAAGUUUCUGUAAAAAAAUUGAGAUUGAUGUUUUGAUUUGUUGUUCAAUAAGAAGAGUGAGAAGGAAGUUAUUUGGCUUUCACGUUUUCACCUUCAUCUCAUCUGAUCAUUCCAAUAAACGGAUAUUUUCACGACA